Messenger RNA from Juglans regia (Persian walnut), 845 nucleotides. RefSeq names its product ORM1-like protein 3. The coding region runs from base 100 to 564 and encodes 154 amino acids. NCBI's taxonomy places the organism in Eukaryota, Viridiplantae, Streptophyta, Magnoliopsida, Fagales, Juglandaceae. Gene Ontology annotation, biological process: negative regulation of ceramide biosynthetic process; ceramide metabolic process; intracellular sphingolipid homeostasis. The record is from RefSeq and is a predicted model, not a curated record. Gene Ontology annotation, cellular component: endoplasmic reticulum membrane. The transcript has 3 exons.
CAUCCGUCUGACGACUUGAGGAGUUGCGUUGUAAUAAAAUUCCUGGUUUUGGGAUAAAUUGGUCAUUGUGCAGUAUUGGGAGCGAGACGCAGGCGCAGAAUGUACGUGAGGGCGGCGCCAACGACGGAUCUGAACCGGAAUACGGAGUGGUUCACAUACCCUGGGGUCUGGACAACCUAUAUUCUCAUCGUCUUCUUCUCGUGGCUCCUCGUCCUCUCCGUCUUCAAUUGCUCCCCAGGCAUAGCCUGGACCGUCGUCAACCUGUCCCACUUCCUCGUCACUUACCAUUUCUUUCAUUGGAAAAAGGGAACACCAUUUUCUGAUGACCAAGGUAUAUACAACAGGUUGACUUGGUGGGAGCAGAUAGAUAAUGGCAAGCAGCUGACUCGCAACAGAAAGUUUUUGACUGUUGUACCUGUUGUUCUGUACUUGAUAGCCUCACACACGACAGACUACCAGCAUCCAAUGCUCUUCUUUAACACGGUGGCAGUUUUUGUGCUGGUGGUUGCAAAGUUCCCACACAUGCACAAAGUUCGUAUAUUUGGAAUUAAUGCUGAUCAAUAAACUGUGAAGAAAUUCAAGUUUGGUUCACUCCGGUUUUUAGGUUGAUCAUUUUGACAUUUGAAUUGAUAUCCCUGCUGCACCUAUGUUAAAACUGGAAAGGGUAUAAUAUUCUUCUUUUGCAAACUGAAUUUUACAUAUUUAGCUGCUAGUACUCACAAUAUUCUGGAGAAGUAGUUCGUUGUAAUCUCUCUUUGUACCAGCUAAUAUUCAUGAACACUGGUGGAGCUAUGCUGUUUUUAUCCAUUAGCUAACAAAAAAUACCUUUGAGUUUGUUUCAAAAA